AUGUACGCCCUCUACAUCGGCAACAAGCGCUACUCGUCGUGGUCGAUGCGCCCCUGGGUCCUCCUCAAGGCGCUCGACAUCCCCUUCGACGAGAAGCUGCACUUCUUCAAGCCCGGCCAGGCGCAGCCCGAGUUCAAGGCCUUCUCGCCCUCGGCCAAGGUCCCCUGCCUGCACGACAACGACUCGGGCAACGUCGUCGUCUGGGACUCGCUCGCCAUCGCCGAGUACCUCGCCGAGCAGCACCCGGCCGUGUGGCCGUCCGACCGCGCGGCCCGCGCCUUUGCGCGCUGCGCCGCCGCCGAGAUGCACUCCUCCUUCGCCGCCAUCCGCGACGAGUGCAGCAUGAACGUCGCGCUGCGCAUCGAGCUGCCCCGCCCGCUGAGCGAGGGCCUGCGCCGCGACAUUGCCCGCCUGGGGGCGCUGUUCGCCGAGGGCGUGGAGCGCUUCGGCGGGCCGUUCCUCGCGGGCAGCAGCUUCACGGCCGCGGACGCCUUCUUCGCGCCCGUGGCGUCGCGCUGCGAGACGUACGGCAUUCGCUUCGAGGAUAACCCCAAGGCGCAGGGCUAUGUCGAUGCGCUGCUCGCGCACCCGGCGGUGCAGGCGUGGAUCCAGCAGGGCAUCCGCGAGACGGAGAGGGAGCCGUAUCACGAGGAGGACUGCGUGCGCGGGCGCAAGGUGCUCGAGGAUCUGGCCAAAUGA
Molecule: messenger RNA, 699 nt
Organism: Purpureocillium lilacinum
Lineage: Eukaryota; Fungi; Ascomycota; Sordariomycetes; Hypocreales; Ophiocordycipitaceae
Biological process (GO): glutathione metabolic process; L-phenylalanine catabolic process
Molecular function (GO): maleylacetoacetate isomerase activity; glutathione transferase activity
Source: RefSeq, a predicted model, not a curated record